CAGUCACCACUAGAAUCGUUAUCAGAGUUAACAGAUUAUUUUGUUACAAAAGAUGAACAUAUUAGAUUCAUAUUUUAAUUUUGACCAAUCGGCAGUCGCCGUUUGUUUUGCUGCAUUCUUUCAAACGCAAUGGCAGACGAUCUUAGAAGCAGGAUGAUGGGGCAAACAGAAGAACAGAAUCAGAGUGUGAUGAAGACCAUGAUCUUAUUUAGUGUGGCCAUGCUUUCCCUACCAGUAUUCUCGUACUUUUUCACAAAAAGUUUUUUCUUUGAAGCAUACUUAGGGAUGACGAGUCAAAACAGCUAUUUCUACGCAGCCUUUGUCGCCAUUACAGUAGUGCACAUAAUAUUGGGACUGUUUGUGUAUAAGGCCUUCACAGAAGGAACUCCAACAACGUCUUCAUUCAAAAAAGACUAGGAAGCAGUCAUGAAUAAGAACGACCAAGAGAGUGUCAAGUUCAUGGAUGCAUGUUGUUAAGAGAGUGUAUGUGAGGAAGAGAAUGGAUGAUUAUUUAUAUCAACAUUUUACAAAGAGUUUUGACAUUACUUGUGUAAUUGAUCACAGCAAUGACAUGGUGCAUACAAUGUUGAUUAUAGGAUUGUUGACCAUGUAUUUUUCAACAAACAUAUCUACUUGUAUUUUCUGUGCUAAAACAUAAUGUUAAAGUUAGAUCUAUAUUCCUUCGUGAGAUAUUUUACUGUCAGUUUCCCAGAUCCAUGUUCUUUAGUCGUUAAAUGCAUUAUUCUAUGUGCUUUGAAUUAUUAGUUCUAUUUUCUGGUGAAAAAUUAUCUUUACUUACAGAUAAAAGGACAAAUAAAUGUUUCCAAUUUUACAUUGCACAUUGCUUAAUUAAUUUGUUUUAAGAGAAAAAAAAUGUUUUUUUUUUUUUUAAUGAACAAGUAUGAAUGAUAUUGUAUUUCACUCAUUAAUUUUCAGAGGAGAAGGGAGGCAUGAAUGUCAGUUUGACAUAUAUGCAUCAUCAGUGAAAUCGCCUGAAGAGCCCCAAGAUGGGCGAAAGUGCUAGCAAAUUGUAGUCUUCGUGUUUUGUUUUAUAUGUAUAUAAAACAACAUUUUACAAACUUUCUCGUUUCUUAAAAACACUGAUGAAACUCUAAAGGGGAGAAAGCGCUAGGGAAGAUGAAGAAACUUGUUGUCUUUUGUUUUUCUUAUAUAUAUAUAUAUAUGUAUAUCUAGCCUUCUAUUAAGAUGCUUGCCUGUUUACUACUAAUUUAACUUGUUCACCCCUGAAGACACAUUUGAACUCUUUCAAUACAACUGUUUGAAUAGUUCAUGAUGAAAUUUCAGGGGUGAAUGAGUUAAUUUCUGUUGUAAUUUCUGAUUUUCACAAAAUAACUUGUGUAUGGAGAUUCAGUACUGUACCUCUUAAUCAUUAAGCAGAGACCAUUGCACACUGGUCAUGAUAUAUUUAGUCCUGUAUCAUCAUCAGAUGGUGGCUGAUCAAAUCGCCCUUCAUUCAGGGUCGGUCAUCCGUCAAGUUUGUUGUUGCUAUUUUACAAGAAGUUCAAGUCUUUCUCAUAUUUGUUAUGUAGGUUCCCCAUAAUCCAUAGUUGUGCAGGUUUCAUUUUGUUACUGAUGGAGUCAGUUAGCUAUCUUGGGUUUCAACAGUUUAUGUUUGUUAUCACUAUUUCUCUAGAAAAAAAUAAUGACCUCAUAAUGGAGGAAAUCUCCAAAACCCAGCUGUAUACAUUUUUCAUCCGAAGUUUCUACAUGCUUCAUUUACUAUUGACAAGACUUUCAGUCAAACAAAAUAGAGAAAUGAAGGGAAAAGAUCAAACUUAUAUACAUGUAGAACUAAUGAAGAUCUAGUGUUGGUGGUCCUCAAGAUCACAAUGGGAUCUCUUGUUUAUUCAAACACUUUUUUGCAAGAUAAUGGGGGAAAUGUUAUAUGUACUAGGUUGUUACUGUUCUUGAAACAUUGGGGUGAAUAGAUUAAUUGUCAGGAUACCUCACUUACAUUGGGGUGAAUAGAUUAAUUGUCAGGAUACCUCACUUACAUUGGGGUGAAUAGAUUAAUUGUCAGGAUACCUCACUUACAUUGGGGUGAAUAGAUUAAUUGUCAGGAUACCUCACUUACAUUGGGGUGAAUAGAUUAAUUGUCAGGAUACCUCACUUACAUUGGGGUGAAUAGAUUAAUUGUCAGGAUACCUCACUUACAUUGGGGUGAAUAGAUUAAUUGUCAGGAUACCUCACUUACAUUGGGGUGAAUAGAUAAAUUGUCAGGAUACCUCAUCCCCCUUACACAAGCUUUUGGCAGCUUCUUGCUGCUUUGUUCGGGCGGUUACUCCCUGUGGUAAAAGUAUUUGUUCUUUACACUGAAUCCCCCCCACAUAUAUAGGAACAUUCUGUAACAUAACGCUGGCCGUCUUGUGUCAUGUGAUCUACUGACAAGUAGUCGCAUGAAGAAAGCAAUAAACGGCUGUGGAUUAAAGCUUAUAUAAGCAAAAUGGGUAAAAUGUAUUUGUUCAUCAUUACUUCAAGGAAUCAUUUUAAAUUGUUAUAAUGUUAAAAACAGCCUAUUUUCUCCCACAACAACCUUUGGACUCGUAUGACAAACCUGCUAGUGGUUGUAUACAUUUCUGGUGACAUUCAGGACAUUAUUUUAUUGGUCAAUCUUCUAAUUAUGACCACAAGGACCUGAUAAUUUGAUAUAGCUAUAUUUGGACCUAAACUAAGGUGUUCAGAGUAAUUUUACAUGUUUUGGGGGUUUAGAUCGACUUUCGGUAAAAUUGACACCCCCAAUGAUUAUAUGUACGCCAAAAGUCCAUCUAAACCCCUAAACCGUGUAAAAUUACUGUGAACUUAUAGAUAAGGUCCAAAUAUAGCUGUAACAAAUUAUCAGGUCCCUGUGAUGACCUCAAGUAACAAUGCUUUGGGAUGUCAUUUUCCAUUGUGACGUCGUAGUUCAUGGCAAAACUUUUCCCAAAUAGGAACAGGAAUAAUGUAUUCCCAGGAGAAACAUGUCUUUUUUAGCUAAAAUAUUUGAACGUUGUGGGAGAAAAAGGUCCUCAAACUCAUGAUGUUUGAUUAUUUUGUUUAUCUAACUCUUGUUAGUUAAUUUUUAAACUGUGAAAAACACUCUGUAAACCUUGUAUCUUUAUAAAAUUUCCAAAAUAAAACUCAAGUUAGAUAACCCAAAACGGGACACUUAUGGGAAAACGGCACAACAAACUGUAAUUCAAUGCAAAGAAGUACUUUUUUGUAUAUAGUUUUCAUUUGAUAAUACUUUUAUGAUAAUUUAACUGUAUGUAAGCUUUAUUGGCUGCUGAUUAUCAUUACAAGGAAAAUUUAAAGGUAAGAAUAAUGACCAAAACAAAACUUUCCCGAUUUCCGUGCCGUGUGACGCUAUUUAUUUGAAUAUCACUUUCAAAAGUCUAUUUUAUUAAAACUAAUGCUAGUUUGGAGAAGAAAUUUAAUCAUAACCUUAUUUGACUCUUAGAAUAUUUGAAAUACGUCUUCUUUUCUGUUGAUAUUGAUCGUUUAUACCCAAAUAUUAGGCAAAAUACUGAAGUGUCCCUUUCACGGUACAGUUACGCCAGUUCAAGGGCCUAUGUAACCCUGGUGGUAUUUCACGUUUUAUUUAUAGAACUAUGCGCCCAAAAUAUCAACUUGUAAUAGAAAUGAAAAGUGGAUAGUAUCAAUUUAUGAAAAAUGAACAAAUAUUUUUGGAACUGAUAGUAUGGUAUAAAGAACAUUAAUAUUUAUCUCAAAAGUGUCCCGAUUUGGGCACAGUGACGUUGGGCUUAUCACCAGUGAAUUACUGAUAUAGUUCAAACAAUAAUAUAUGUCCAUAUUCUGAAAAGUUUUUAACGUUACUAAAGGGUAUACAGAAUAAUUUAUCACAGUCCGUUGUGGAAAUGACAUAUUGACAAUAUUUCAUUGUGUAGAUCAUGUUAUUAAAAUUUACAAAUGGCUAAAAGUC
Molecule: messenger RNA, 3940 nt
Organism: Mizuhopecten yessoensis (Yesso scallop)
Lineage: Eukaryota; Metazoa; Mollusca; Bivalvia; Pectinida; Pectinidae
Product: vacuolar ATPase assembly integral membrane protein VMA21-like
Exons: 3
Coding region: 130-417 (95 amino acids)
Biological process (GO): vacuolar proton-transporting V-type ATPase complex assembly
Cellular component (GO): endoplasmic reticulum membrane
Source: RefSeq, a predicted model, not a curated record